Histoplasma mississippiense is the source of this 303-nucleotide messenger RNA. RefSeq lists its product with no specific name. The transcript has a single exon. The coding region runs from base 1 to 303 and encodes 100 amino acids. Lineage: Eukaryota; Fungi; Ascomycota; Eurotiomycetes; Onygenales; Ajellomycetaceae. The record is from RefSeq and is a predicted model, not a curated record.
AUGCACCACGAAGCAGUUAUACAAGCUGCAAUUGAUGAUUUGAACGCGCAAUUGAACCCUAAUUACACUGAGACUGCCAAAAAAUAUAGAAUCAGCCGAUAUACGCUCUCACGGCGUUAUAGAGGCGUUCAGGUGUCAAGAAAGGAAGCAAGCUCUAUCCACUGCAAAAUCCUCACAGAUUUGCAAGAAAAACGACUUCUUUUUCAUAUCAAUCGAUUGGCAGAUCGCGGUUUCCCUUGUACGCCCCAAAUCCUUCAUAAUCUCAUUGUUGAGAUUCUAAAAGCACCUGUUGAAGUCAACUGA